Messenger RNA from Pundamilia nyererei, 1539 nucleotides. RefSeq names its product solute carrier family 2 member 9, like 2 (gene slc2a9l2). Bases 81 to 1502 code for a protein of 473 amino acids. Gene Ontology annotation, cellular component: plasma membrane. Lineage: Eukaryota; Metazoa; Chordata; Actinopteri; Cichliformes; Cichlidae. Gene Ontology annotation, biological process: dehydroascorbic acid transport. The record is from RefSeq and is a predicted model, not a curated record. The transcript is spliced from 12 exons. Gene Ontology annotation, molecular function: D-glucose transmembrane transporter activity.
UGUCUGGGAAAUGUUUGGGGAGUAUUCUCUUUGUAUGCACUGGAUACGUUGCCUGAAUGCUGGGUCGCUGACACGUGAACAUGGACGAACAAAAGGAUGAUCAGAUUGACCAAGAUGACAGCACUAACAACUCUGAAAAGAAGCAGUCACUUACAGCCUGCCUGUUGUGUGCCGCCUUCUUUGGCUCCCUGGGCUCAUCUUUCCUUUAUGGCUACAACCUCUCUGUGGUCAACGCUCCUGCUCUGUACAUUAAAGCUUUCUACAAUAAGACAUGGAUUGAGAGAUAUGGGGAGCCUAUUUCAGCGGAGACGGUGACCCUCCUCUGGUCCGUCACAGUGUCCAUAUUUUCUAUUGGAGGCCUUUUUGGAGCCCUGUCUGCCACGUUAAUCAUCAAAGUACUGGGCAGAAAGGGGACCUUGCUGCUGAAUAACAGCUUUGCUGUAAUAGCUGCUGUGCUUCUGUCUCUGGGUGAAAUGUCAAGAUCUUUUGAGAUGCUCAUCAUUGGACGACUCAUUAUGGGGGAGUCCACCUGGAUUUACCUGUUUUCCUUCCUUGCGUUGCCCGCAAUGCUGCAGCUGUGUGUGCUGCCCUUCCUCCCUGAGAGUCCUCGCUACCUGCUGAUGGAGAGGAGGGAUGAGGCUGGAGCGGAAAAAGCCUUUCAGAGGUUUUUGGGAAAGAAGGAUGUUUCCCAGGAGCUGGAAGAGGUCCACAUGGAGGCUCGAGCUCAGGACAAACUACACACCGUCUCUGUGUUACAGCUGCUGAAGAGCCCAGCUGUUCGCUGGCAGCUCAUAACUGUCAUCAUCACCAUGGCCUGCUAUCAGCUCUGUGGCCUCAAUGCAAUCUGGUAUUAUACCAAUGGGAUUCUUCGUGAAGCAGGCUUUACUGAGAGCAUACUUCCCUACAUCACACUGAGCACAGGUGCCAUAGAGACUCUGGCUGCCAUCAUCUCAGGCUUGGUGAUAGAACGAAUUGGCAGGAAGCCCCUUCUCAUAUUUGGUUUCUUUUCCAUGGCCGUGUUCUUCAGCCUACUCACAGUUUUUCUUAAUUUCCAGGAUAGAGUGUCAUGGAUGCCGUACCUCAGUUACGUCUGCAUACUCGCUGUGAUUGCCUCCUUUUGCUCUGGACCAGGUGGCAUCCCCUUUAUCCUGACCGGGGAACUGUUUGAACAGUCUUAUCGACCUGCUGCCUUCAUGAUCGCUGGCACAGUAAACUGGCUAUCUAACUUUGCCGUGGGCCUCCUUUUUCCAUUUAUUCAAGAGACGCUGCAGUCCUUUUCCUUCCUUGUGUUUGUGGCAGUCUGCAUUCUGGGAUCCAUAUACCUCUAUGUCGUCCUCCCGGAAACCAAAAAUAAAACCUUUAUGGACAUCAGCCAGAGCUUUGCCAAGAUUAAUAAAAUGCCCAUCCCCUCGCCUGGUCAGGAAAUGGAGCUGGUUCUGUCUAUUAACUCUGACACGAAUGGAAAAGCCCAAGAUGCCACUAAGACGCAAACGUCCUUGUAAAUGAAGGAAUGAAGCACAGUCAUAAUCGAGAAGCCAU